Messenger RNA from Dioscorea cayenensis subsp. rotundata (Guinea yam), 834 nucleotides. RefSeq names its product thioredoxin-like 2, chloroplastic. The record is from RefSeq and is a predicted model, not a curated record. Lineage: Eukaryota; Viridiplantae; Streptophyta; Magnoliopsida; Dioscoreales; Dioscoreaceae. The coding region runs from base 34 to 651 and encodes 205 amino acids. The transcript has 4 exons. Gene Ontology annotation, biological process: cell redox homeostasis.
GAAGACCUUUGACGUUUUGGUUGUGAGAGUUCCAUGGCGGACGCUCUGCUCCAUUUCUACCUCACUUCCAACCUUUCUCUUCAAAGCCCGCCGCCACCGGAGCUCCGGUGUGAUCCCGUCAAGCACGCCGCCGCCGCAUCCCCCGUCGUCCGCAGGCCAAUCAUCCGUUUGCCUCGUCUGAAGGCUCAUGGUAUUGUUUCUCAGAAUGAAGGUCCCAAAUGGUGGGAGAGAAAUGCAGGGAAAAACAUGGUUGAUGUGCAUUCUACUGAGGAGUUUUUGAAUCAGUUGAGUGAAGCUGGAGAUAGGCUUGUAAUUGUUGAAUUUUAUGGCACUUGGUGCGCUUCAUGUAGAGCUCUUUUCCCAAAGUUAUGCAGAACAGCUCGAGAUCACCCUGAUGUUUUAUUCCUCAAGGUGGACUAUGAUGAAAACCAGCCAAUGUGCAGGAGACUGAAUGUUAAGAUGCUUCCUUGUUUCCAGUUUUACCGUGGUGCAGAUGGAUUAUUGGAGUCAUUUUCUUGCUCCCUUCCAAGGUUUCAAAAAAUUAUCGAUGCUAUUACUACACAUAACACACCACGGUGUAGCCUUGGUCCACCUUUGGGUAUUGGAAAUAUCGGCCUUGAAGCCUUAAACUUCAUUGGAGAAGUCUGCUGAAACAAGCUCUCCAUUGUAAAAGCCUGCUGAAGCAAGUUCUCGGGAGCGGUAAGGUCAAGUUUUAUAUGUUGGAAGGAAAAAAGAAUAAGACUGUAAACUCUGAAAAUCAGAUGUAUGGUAUGGGUGUAACAAUUUGUGAAUUUUAAGGGAUUUUUUAAUCACUAAUCUUUUUUAUUAUACUAA